Molecule: messenger RNA, 3364 nt
Organism: Amblyraja radiata (thorny skate)
Lineage: Eukaryota; Metazoa; Chordata; Chondrichthyes; Rajiformes; Rajidae
Product: solute carrier family 12 member 9
Exons: 13
Coding region: 70-2748 (892 amino acids)
Biological process (GO): chloride transmembrane transport; chloride ion homeostasis; potassium ion homeostasis
Cellular component (GO): membrane
Molecular function (GO): potassium:chloride symporter activity
Source: RefSeq, a predicted model, not a curated record
GGCUGGGGGGGGGUCACAUGACAGGUCACAUGACACGGCGUGGAGCGGGCUAGUCUGCAGGACGCCGCCAUGGCCGAGCGGUCGCCGUUGCUCAACUACCGGCUGUUCGCGGCGCCUGAACCGGCCGGUAGCGGCCGGAGAAAAGCCUCGCCCCCCAAACUCUCCACCUUCCUCGGCGUCGUGGUGCCCACCCUGCUCUCCAUGUUCAGUGUGGUGCUCUUCCUGCGCAUCGGUUUCGUUGUUGGUCAAGCAGGACUGUACCAAACGAUCCUUAUGUUCAUCGUGGCAUAUCUGAUCAUCAGCAUGACGGUGCUGUCUGUGUGUGCCAUCUCCACAAAUGGUGCUCUGGACGCUGGUGGAGCCUACUAUAUGAUCAGUCGAGCCCUGGGACCGGAGUUUGGAGGCAGCCUUGGAGUAUUGUUCUUCUUUGCAAAUGUGUGCGGGAGUGCUCUCUAUGUCCUGGGUCUUGUUGAAUCCAUAGUUGACACUUUUGGUUUGCCGCCAGGGCAAACCACGAGCAGUGGCAUUCAAGUCCUCCCACACUCCUACUGGUAUGAAAUUCUCUAUGGCACCGUGAUUCUCAUCAUCUGCCUCCUUGUCUGCUUGGUUGGAGCUGACAUCUACGCCAAAGCCACCUUCAUAAUUUUUAUCAUCGUUAUUGUGGUCAUCAGCACAAUAUUUAUCAGCUUCUUUGUAGUAUCACCAAAAUCUAUUAAUAUUACAGUGACAUCGGGGAAUAAUACGGAAUUUCGAGAGGGCCUAUAUACUGGAUUUAACCUGUCAACCCUAAAGAGCAAUCUUCCAUCUAAGUAUGUUGCCGACUACACGACUGGCGUGGUGAUGGAUUUUGCUGCUGUUUUUGCCGUCAUGUUCAAUGGGUGCACUGGUAUUAUGGCUGGAUCCAAUAUGUCAGGUGAUUUAAAGAACCCCAGCUAUUCCAUUCCCAGAGGCACUAUAACAGCUGUAAUUUUUACAUACAUCGUAUACAAUAUUUUAUCUCUCAUGAUCAGCUGUACAUGUGACAGAUUUCUUCUCCAAAAUAAUUAUGGCUUCCUGGAGGACAUCAACGUCUGGCACCCUUUUGUCAUAAUCGGCAUCUACUCUUCAACUCUGUCGGCUGCAAUGAGCAAUUUGAUUGGAGCAUCAAGAAUUCUCUAUGCACUUGCUAAGGACAAUAUAUUUGGUAAGCUGCUCACACCUGCGAAGAAGACCUCUGCCAGUGGAAACCCCUGGGCUGCUGUUCUGAUCUCCUGGGUCUUUGUCCAGCUGGUGUUGUUUACGGGCAAACUGAAUACAAUUGCUGGAAUCGUGACCAUCUUCUUUCUGCUGGUCUAUGCCGCCGUGGAUCUCGCCUGCCUAGCUCUCGAAUGGGCCUCCGCACCAAAUUUCAGGCCAACGUUUCGUUACUUCACCUGGCACACUUGUGUGCUGGGCAUUAUUGGUUGUGCAAUUAUGAUGUUCCUGAUCAGCCCCAUCUAUGCUUCAUGCAGCAUUGCAUUCAUGCUGAUACUGCUGCUGGUACUACACUAUGUCUCACCCUCUAGCAGCUGGGGUUACAUCAGUCAAGCUCUAAUCUUCCAUCAGGUUAGAAAGUAUCUUCUCAUGCUAGAUGUCCGUAAAGAUCAUGUCAAGUUCUGGCGUCCACAAGUUCUGCUCAUGGUUGCCAAUCCUAGGACAAGCACUCAACUCAUUUGUUUCUCAAAUGAUCUGAAAAAAAGUGGAUUGUAUGUGCUUGGCCACGUCCAGACUGGAGACCUAGAUGAGAUGCCGUCUGAUCCUCUCCAAACACAGUAUGAUUCCUGGUUAAGUCUGGUUGAUGCACUGAAUGUUAAAUCAUUUGUCAGCCUUACUCUCUCUGACUCAGUCCGUCAUGGAGUUCAGCAUCUUUUAUUCAUCUCUGGUCUAGGUGGAAUGAGACCCAAUACCCUAAUCCUGGGGUUCUACGAUGACUCUGUUCCUGAGGAUGGUCUGCAGCAAAUCCCAGCUUUUUCAGAAAGUAGUCUUUCAAUCAGCAGUGAUCAAGGUUCCAGCCUUCUGCCUCAUUUCCCUCCAGCCAGACAUCGUUCCGCUGCCAAGGCGCUGUCAGGCAGGGAGUAUGUUGGCAUUAUCUCCGAUUCCAUCAAAAUGUUAAAAAAUGUUUGCUUAGCCCGAUACUUCAACCAGCUAAACAAAGCUGACCUGUUCAGUCGGAAGAACUACGAGGUCUCCAUAGAUGUGUGGCCACUCAAUCCACUCCGUCCAGACAGCGCCAGUUAUGUAGAUACAUGCAGCCUGUUCCUGUUACAAAUGGCGUGCAUUCUCAACAUGGUGCGUUCCUGGAGGAAAGCCAGGCUGCGCAUCUUUCUGUGUGUGGAAUCUGGGAACAGUGCUGGGGAGCACGAGAAGAAACUGAAACAACUUCUAGGUCAGCUUCGCAUCAAAGGUUCAAUUAAAACUCUCCACUGGGAUAGUGUUGCUGCUCUACACUGGCACAAGCAGGUGCCUGACCACAGUAAUAACGAAGGGAACUUUGUCAAUAAUUUCCCUUCAAAUGCAAUGAAAAUCUCUAACGACUAUUUGAUAGCUGUAAAUAGAAUGAUUCUGGAGCAGGACACCCACCCAGCAAUCCGCUUCCUCUAUCUGCCUCGACCACCAGCAGACCUUGCUCUGCAUGAAAGGUAUCUGGAGCAGCUGGAGAUCUUGACCAGAGACCUGGGACCUACGCUGCUAAUUCAUGGAAUUAGUGCAGUCACCAGUUUUGAUAUUUAGAUAGUGCACUUUAAACCAUUGGCUGCAUUGGUUAAGCACAGAGCUGUUAGUAUGUUGCUAGGUUGUUAGUAAAGGUGCAAGGUUGGGAAAAGCUCCAAUUGGACAGUAGAUUACAUUUUUUGAACCUAAAUAGAAAGGUUGGGGUCGUUGGCUCUGCGACUUAUAGUCCUUUAGGUGCUCCUGAUCUUUCUCCUUUGAAAAUUAAGCAGCGAUGUUCCCCCGAGUCUAUCCACACAUUCAGCACUUCAAUCUGAUAAAGUCUCGGGAAGUUGAAUUAUUCUGCAAAAGGGCUUUUAAAGCUUGCAUCAAAUCUGUCCUAUCAUAGACAAUAGGUGCACGAGUAGGCCAUUCAGCCCUUCGAGCCAGCACCGCCAUUCAAUGUGAUCAUGGCUGAUCAUUCUGCUUCUAUAACAUGCAAUGAAAAUAGUUAUGAAUACUAAGGGUUCACAACCAGCUUCCUCUGUUAGGUAUGAUUAACCUGUUUCAUAGAAAUCAGAAGUGAUACUCUAUUUCAGCAGCAAUAAUGCAAUACUUUUAGUCAGAUUUAGUUUAGUUUAGAGAUACAGCUUGGAAACAGGCCCUUUGGCCCACUGAGUCCACACCGACCAUCAAUCAA